This is a messenger RNA of Phalaenopsis equestris, 901 nucleotides long. RefSeq names its product protein MODIFIER OF SNC1 11. The transcript has 6 exons. Gene Ontology annotation, biological process: poly(A)+ mRNA export from nucleus. The record is from RefSeq and is a predicted model, not a curated record. Bases 221 to 661 code for a protein of 146 amino acids. Gene Ontology annotation, cellular component: nucleus. NCBI's taxonomy places the organism in Eukaryota, Viridiplantae, Streptophyta, Magnoliopsida, Asparagales, Orchidaceae.
CCAACACCCCCUUUGUUCAUUUCUAGGGGUCUGAUCAUCUUUUGGGGGUCCGAUUGGCUUUUUGGGGAGUGCAAGUUGAAUAACGAAAGCAGGUGCAGGAAAAGAAACCCCGAAUAAAACCCUAGAAUCCGCAGUGGUGGCUGCUCCGAACUCCUCGUCCCUUCUACUUCAGCAGUCGCGUCUUUUUCGGUAAGGGGGGCUCUGUGGAAGAAACAAGCUCAUGGCGGAGAAGCCUAUAGAUUCGAAUAUCUCCCCUUCGGAAGUCGCCGCUUCGUCUACAGUGCAGGCAGGCUCGACUAUUGAGAAAAAGAUUCGCCGCGCCGAGCGCUUUGGAGUCCCAGUUAAGCUAUCUGAAGAGGAGAAGCGCACAUCUCGCGCCGAACGGUUUGGCACUAAUCCUCCCACUACUGGAAAAGAUGUAGGGGUUUCAGAAGAACAGAAGAGGAGGGAUCGUGCGAAGAGGUUUGGACUUGUGGAACAUUAUUCAGGCGAAGAAGCUGCGAAAAAGAAGGCACGUUUGGAGCGGUUCGCCCAGAAGCCAAACACUUUGGAGGAAGAGAAAAGGAAAGCUAGAGCUGCGAGGUUUUCAGGAACAUCUAAUUCUUCAGCUCAGAACAAUGGCAAGAAGGCAGACAAGGUUGAGACAGCAGGUGGUACUUAGGGGGAUAUAACUUGGAUGGCUAAAUCCGCAGAGUUCUGGUCAUCAGUUUGUUGAAGUUGUUUCACCUCGAAAUUUUUUUUUUUUUGCGGAGUGGCUUGUUCAUGGUAUAAAUGUUUUGUUACACAGAAUGCCUCCUAUGAUUUUUUUUUUUUUGGAAUUGUUUUUAGGGGACAGAAAAAUGUUACAAUACUCUGCAGCCUCUGUUGUAGGAAAUUUGUCCAGCAAAUAUUUUGUUCUCCA